Penicillium mononematosum is the source of this 1443-nucleotide messenger RNA. Its product is annotated as transcription factor domain-containing protein. The transcript is spliced from 4 exons. The record is from RefSeq and is a predicted model, not a curated record. NCBI's taxonomy places the organism in Eukaryota, Fungi, Ascomycota, Eurotiomycetes, Eurotiales, Aspergillaceae. The coding region runs from base 1 to 1443 and encodes 480 amino acids. Gene Ontology annotation, biological process: DNA-templated transcription. Gene Ontology annotation, molecular function: DNA binding; zinc ion binding.
AUGACAGUGGAAGAUUGUCGGGUUGAGCUUGAUGAAGACAAGUACGAUGUAUUAAAGAGAUAUCGCACCGGAGUUGAAAGCUCCCUCACAAAAGCCGACUUACUGAAAUCAACGGACUUGCGUGUCCUGCAAGCCUUUGUCAUAUACAUCUCUUGCAGCAGGCAUUAUGAUAAAGGUCCAGACAUUAGGAAGUUUAUUGGGAAUGCCAUUGGAAUUGCCCUCAAGAUCGGCCUGCAUCGCGACGCAUCUGCUUCAGGACUACCACCAUCCCAAGUUGAAAUGCGGCGUCGACUCUGGUGGCAGAUCUACAUUCUCGACAUCAAUAUCGCAGAGGACUGUGGCACAGAUCCGCGUAUUCUGGAGUCAUGGUUCGACACGAGAGUCCCCUCGAAUGUGAGCGACGCAAGUCUUGACCCUGAUAUGAAGGACCCGCCUCGAAAAUGCAGCGGGAAAACAGAAAUGGUGUUGAGCCUCACAAGGUCUGAGAUCAGCAAUUUUGCCCGCCGAACUAUCUUCUCUGACCAGUUUUGCGAAGAGAACUGCUACCCGGUUCUAUCAGCUUCGCAGAAAUCCACAGCGAUAGAUAUCCUCAAGGAGAAAGUCGAGCAGCAAUAUUUAUCGCAUCUAGAUCAAAGCACUGCGCUAGACUAUUUUACAACUGUCUCCAGCAAUCUGAUACUCGCAAAGCUCAAACUGGCAGUGAUCAAACCCCGAGCGAGACAAGACCAGUCUAUGCUCACGCAUGUGAGCUUCCGAAAGGUCUGCACAGAUAUUCUGCAGAAAAGUGCGGCUUUGAAACGCUAUGAAAAGGGCAAGCAGUGGCUCUGGACUUUCCAAAACCACAUCGAGUGGGAUGCCUUGACAUGCCUGCUCAUCAACCUUUCUCUGACCCCGAAAGGGGACGUAUUAGAUUUGGCAUGGCAAGCGGUCAAUGAGACAUACGAUUACUUGAAGAUGGAUGGUGAUGCCCGGGGUGAUUACCGCUGGGGAAUCAUUGAGGAGCUCCGCACGCAGGCUCUAUUUUCUCGGGAUAUGAUACAGAUCAAUCCAUCCAAAUGGGGGGAUGAUGACAGCGGCUUCGAAGAAUCACACACCCUGGUUAUAGAAUCACCACAACGGCUUGGUCUGGGGACAUUAAAACGCCAGAGAGAAAACGAUAUUUGUUCUUCUUGUUCUUGCCCGGGCGAGCUGGAACCCAUACCGCCGAACUGUCGUUCUGAGGUGUCGGCCAUGCAAUCAGACACCCAAGAACAACUUCCCCGUAUGUGGGCGUUGGCGAAUGCUGCCGCGGCUGCCCCGACAGCUAUCGAUAGUUCACCUCACAUGGGACCGGCCAGUGAACUUGCAGACAUACCGAGCUCAGGCACUGGUUGUCAGUGGAGCGCGACUCUCUUCGAGCGAUAUUUCCAGGUCCUGGGCUCUGAGCAAACACCAGCGUUGUGA